Ceutorhynchus assimilis (cabbage seed weevil) is the source of this 786-nucleotide messenger RNA. Lineage: Eukaryota; Metazoa; Arthropoda; Insecta; Coleoptera; Curculionidae. The record is from the annotation of a GenBank genome assembly.
UAUCAUAACAACAUUUUUUUGUCGUACCGGUUUAUUUUUAGGCGAUAAUCAAUAUGAUUUCUAGAUUUUAGCUAGAGAAUAAAACAUCAGUCGUUCAACAGGUGCUUUGAGGGAUCAAAUUAAACGUACUUGCUGCCGAACACGGCCAAAAGGAAACGCAUACGGUGUUUCAAGUGCGUUUCCUAGUAUACACUCUGCAAACGCAUACUUAACGUGUGGUUCUAUUCGUUCGCUUAGGAUUGUCUAGUGUGUAGGCGCUGUUAGGGUGUCUGUUUGUGUUUUUCACUAUUAUUAAUCCAGUUUUAAAUAUUUCGUGCAAGUUCCCUAUUAAGUUUAAGAAGUCUUCAAUACCCACCUAUAUUCAUUAUGACUCCGAGAAAAAUAUGAAAGAUACCAAAAAUGAAUCUCUCAACAAAUUGCAGCAAUAUUGAUGAAAAAGACGAAGUGUCCAAAGUUAGAAGAUGCAUGCCUCAAAUUUUAGCGGUGAGCAUCAAAAAUAUAUUAUUAUUGGUUUAUGGGCUAACGAUGGGUGUACCCGCUAUGUUGAUACCCAAUUUGGGUGGCGGAGUUGCUGGGGAAACGAUUGUAUUGAAUGAAAAUGGUAUAUCUUGGGUUGGGUUAAAAACCUGCUGGCAUCAAGAGUUCAUGGUGUUUUCCUCGCAUGGAUUGGCAGUUACUCGUCUAACCAUAUCCAAAGAGUCAUCCGACAUUAUUGCAACAUCGGGGACUCCCGAUCUUUUCAAUUGUCACAUCAAUGAUAAAGAUGACGCUAUCACUAAUAGUUAA